Messenger RNA from Scomber japonicus (chub mackerel), 6407 nucleotides. RefSeq names its product lysine (K)-specific demethylase 4C (gene kdm4c). The transcript has 22 exons. Lineage: Eukaryota; Metazoa; Chordata; Actinopteri; Scombriformes; Scombridae. Gene Ontology annotation, biological process: chromatin remodeling. Gene Ontology annotation, molecular function: histone H3K9 demethylase activity; histone H3K36 demethylase activity. Gene Ontology annotation, cellular component: nucleus. The record is from RefSeq and is a predicted model, not a curated record. The coding region runs from base 202 to 5121 and encodes 1639 amino acids.
UCCGCCUGUCUACCGUGUCCAUCAGCAGACUCUCCCGGUGUAGAUCUGCGUUGCAGCCGGUCUCAGACGUGUCCCGGUCACGGAGAAGCAGCAGCAGCCUGAGCAGCUGUCAUGAGAAUCAGCUGGACGAACAAGGAAGGAGAUAAACAACAACACGACUCCGUCUUUCAAAAUCAAGGUUUCAUCUGGUGAGGCGGCAGGAUGGCGGGGGCAGAGGUGUUCACCCCUGCAAACCCCACCUGCAAGAUCAUGACCUUCAGGCCUACUAUGGAGGAGUUCAAGGACUUCAACCAGUAUCUGGCUUACAUGGAGUCUCAGGGUGCACACCGCGCAGGCCUGGCGAAGGUGAUUCCUCCUAAAGGCUGGAAGCCUCGUCGUACCUAUGAUGACAUAGAUGAGCUGAUGAUCGACGCUCCCAUCCAGCAGAUGGUGGCUGGCCAGUCAGGGCUCUUCACUCAAUACAACAUUCAGAAGAAGCCUCUUAAUGUGGCGGAGUUCAGGCGACUAGCUAACAGUGACAUGUACUGUACACCUCGCUACCUGAACUACGAAGAUCUGGAAAGAAAGUAUUGGAAGAACCUCACUUUUGUCUCACCCAUAUAUGGUGCUGAUGUCAGUGGCAGCCUCUAUGAUGAGGAUGUGGAGGAGUGGAACAUUGGCCACCUGAAUUCUAUCUUGGAUGUUAUUGAGGAGGACUGUGGUGUAUCCAUCCAGGGCGUCAACACCCCAUAUCUGUACUUUGGCAUGUGGAAGACCACUUUCUCCUGGCACACAGAAGAUAUGGACCUGUACAGCAUCAACUAUCUCCACUUUGGAGAGCCCAAGUCCUGGUAUGCCAUCCCCCCUGAGCACGGGAAGAGACUGGAGCGCCUGGCUACAGGUUUCUUUCCCAAUAGCUUCAAGGGAUGUGAAGCUUUUCUUCGUCACAAGAUGACUCUAAUCUCCCCUUCCAUACUGAAGAAGUAUGGCAUUCCCUUUGAUAAGAUUACCCAGGAAGCUGGAGAGUUUAUGAUCACCUUCCCUUAUGGCUACCAUGCUGGCUUCAAUCAUGGUUUCAACUGUGCUGAGUCAACCAACUUUGCCACUGUGCGCUGGAUAGACUAUGGCAAGGUUGCCACACAGUGCACAUGUAGCAAGGACAUGGUAAAGAUAUCUAUGGAACCAUUUGUGAAGCGUUUUCAACCUGACCGGUAUCCAAACUGGAUGUUGGGCAAAGAUUCGACACCAAUUGACCACACAUUUGCCACUCCUAGUAGUACACCUGAGCUGCAGAGCUGGUUGCAGAGGCGCCGCAAGACAAAACCUGCCAAUAAAGGCACCCACUCUCGAAUGCGCUCCAAGCGCCUCAGAACCACAGAGGAACCUGUUGGUCUGGAUGGCAGCUCGGCUCUGACCAGCAGCAAGAGGAAAGGUCUGGGUGGUCCGCCUGGGCCCAAGGUGCGAAGGUCUGUCGCAGGGCCAGCCUGCAAGGCAGAAAAGUUGGAGGAAGAGGAAAAAGAGGGGAAAAAAGAAGGCAGGGAAGCUGAAUCAAAGCACAACCAGACUCUUAACUCUGCUCAGCUUUCUGGUGCUUGCAGACAGAUGUGUGUUGUCAAGGUAAAUCGAGUAGAGAGUAAUCGUUUGGGAUUUUCUACUGUGGAUCCUAAAAACUCUUGCUCCAGCUCCUUUCCCUCCCCUGCCUCAGUAGUAAAGAAUGACUUAAAGGCAGAGACAGACACUCAUACUGACCCUCAAUACAUCUCAGAGUUAGGGGUCAUGAGCAGGACUCCUGAAGGACUCAGACAUUGGCCUGAGGCUACCCAGAUGCAUCCGGAAAUUAAUGAAUCAAGGUGUUGCUCUCCUCAACCAAAAGACCUCUCUUCUCAGGAUUGCUCUACCAGGGCUGCUCCCCAGGAGACCUCAAAACACAGCUUAUCUUCCCACACAACAAACACACAGAUGGGCUUGUGUCCUCCAGACUCUGAAGCUCAGACUUCUAGUUCCUUGUGUCGAGAAGACUCUUUAAGCUUAGCACCAAACACUGAGAGCAGCAUGGACACAGGUACUGAGAAUCACAUUAAUGACACUGCUAAGGCAGAGAAAAUGGACACUGUUGACCCAAAACAUAUCAAUCCACACUCCACUAAAGAAGCACUUUAUGAUCCCAGAACUGAGCCAGUAGAGGGGGGUAGUUACACACCAUGUGGCCCUUCUACCUCUUUAGGACACAAUUGCAGUUCAAAAAACAGCAGCACUGAAGAAAUUAUUUUCCCUCCUCUGUUACAGAGGAAUGCAGGAGAUAUGCCACAUCUCACUCCUGAGCCAGCAGAUAAGGUUGGAAUUUGUCCGUUGCCACCUGUACUGACCCAAGAGAUGCCCUCACUCACCCCUGCGGAAGAUGGGUUAACUCACAGACCGAAAUCUAGAACUUACACUCACCAGGUUGCACCUGUGCUUCAGCGGGAGACGCCAGCUGGCUCCCAAUCCUCACAUGGAGCCAAACAGGAGCAGACAGCGACUGACUCAAAGAUGUCAAAAGAAUCUCUUACUGCAGAACACGCCAACAACUGGCAUUUAGAUCCUCCAGCAGUAUCUGGUUUAGAACGUAGCACAGCUCAUUUAACUAGCAAUGCUAUGCACAAAAUAACAUCUGGUGGUGUCCAGGAAAUGCUAAUAAUCCCAGAGAUUGCAGCAGAAAAGGGUCACACAAAGCUAGAAAAUCUUACUCCUGGACAGAGUAAUGUCUCCACUCACCACCUAGUUCAGAGCGUUGCACCCCAAACAGAGCAGCAGUCCAGCUUAGCAGAGUUAGAAAGUAAAGAUAACUCCAAGGACCCAGCUCAAAGAGACAGUGCCUUCAGUCUCAGAAGUACUGGCUCUCUUUUGACUGGUGCCUCAAACAAUAAUCCCCAGGCCCCUUCCCCUCCAGUACGCUCUCAAAAUGACAGUCACUCAGCAUUACAGCUUCACAACACUACAUACUCCCCUUCACAUUGUACCUCAUACAUAGAGCCCAAACCCUUCUCCAGCAGCAUUUGGAAAAACUUCAACUCCCAGGGUCCUGCAGUACUCAUCCAGAGUCUCCACCCAGAACUCCCUUCUGACUUCACCCAUGAUCCCCUACCUUACACCAUGUGGACGGAACCACAGUGCAAAGAGGUCACAGACCUGGAGGACCCAGAACAAGACCUCCGUGAGUCAGAGAGCCAGGAGGAGGAAGCUGGGCCUCUCACCUGGGCCCAGCUUGAGCCCACCACUUUAGUUUCAGUUGGUGCUGUCGAGCCCCUGGGGUUUUGUGGAGAUUAUGAGCUCCACAGAGGGGAAACAGAUGGGGCUGAAGCCCUUUCCCUCUGCAGGGAGCUGGGGAGACAGAGGGAGACAGAGGAGAGUCUGCAUUCAGAUACUGCUGUUUCACCCCCAAUGACGGGGGUAGGAGAACAGGACGGCGUGUCCGAUAUGGAAGAAGGCGGGUCUGAAGAGGCAGACCAGCCAAAUAGUGCCAAGGGAGAGACCAGUAGUGAUUCAUCUGAUGAAGAGGAAGAAGAAGAGGAGGAAAAUGAUACAAGCAACUACGAAUGUGAUGAAUCAGGCCUGGAACCUGGGGAGGUUUGUGCUUACCCUGCCCUGUCAGUGAAGAGAACUACUAAGAGCUGGCGUCACCCACUCAGGAAACCUACUGCAAGGGCUGUACCCACUGCCGUCAAACAACAGGCUGCCAGUGAUGAUGAGCCCCCUGAAGCAAGCCUGGCAGAGGAGGAGGAGACUGAAAUUGAAGCAUGGGCGAAACCCCUCGUUUACCUGUGGCAGAGCAGGAAGAGCUCCUUCACAGCAGAGAGGGAGUACAAUGCUCAUGCAGCCACCAUGCAGCCACAUUGUGCUGUGUGCACACUCUUCAUGCCCUAUUAUCAGGCUGAAGACAAAGCAGAGGACAAUAGACCUUUCAUAGCUAAGGACACUUCCGAAUUAUCCUCUCUUGAGGAGGGCUCCACACGUCCCUGCAGAGGUCUGAGGAGGACCAAACCCCUGGUCCCUGAGAUCUGCUUUUCUUUCCGGGAGCAGAACUGCCCUCCGACACCCACAAACCCUCUGCUGCAGGAAGAUGGCACCUCCCCUCUGCUAUACUGCCAGGGCUGUUGCCUGCAAGUCCAUGCAAGUUGCUAUGGUGUCUCUGCAGAUGAUGUCAGCGAACAGUGGUCAUGUGAUCGCUGCACAGAAGGAAGUUUUACAGCAGAAUGCUGUCUCUGUAACCUCAGAGGUGGGGCUCUGAAGAAAACCCAAAACGACAAAUGGUCCCAUGUGAUGUGUGCAGUAGCACUACCAGAGGCGAGGUUCAGCAGUGAAGCCAAGAGGGGUCCCAUUGACACCAGUAGGAUCCCCAUGCAGCGAUAUAAGCUGAAAUGCAUCUAUUGUCGUAAGCGCUGCGCGGGGAAGCGGCAGGCAGGUGCUUGUAUCCAGUGCUCAUGCGGCCGGUGUCCCACCUCCUUUCAUGUGACCUGUGCCCAUGCUGCCGGUGUAAUCAUGGAGCCUGAUGAUUGGCCGUAUGUGGUGUCAAUCACCUGCCAUAGACACCAAUCACGGAGCUCUUCAGCUAAGCAGCGAGCAAGCCAAGCGUCUAUCUCACUGGGCCAGACGGUGAUCUCAAAACACAAGAACCUGCGCUACUACAGCUCCAAGGUCACACAGAUCACGUCCCAGACGUUCUACGAGGUCAUGUUUGAUGAUGGCUCCUUCUCCAACGAUACCUACCCUGAGGAUAUAGUGAGCAGAGAUUGUGCAAACUUGGGUCCUCCUGAAGUGGGGGAAGCUGUUCAAGUGAAAUGGCCUGAUGGGCUCUUCUAUGGUGCCAAAUACCUGGGAUCCAACGUCUCCUACAUGUACCAGGUGGAGUUUGAGGACGGGUCUCAGGUGCUGGCAAAGAGAGAAGAUGUCUAUACUUUAGACGAAGACCUGCCCAAAAAGGUGAAACGUAGACUUUCCACGGCCUCAAGUAUGCGUUUCCAAGACGCCUUCUUUACCACGCAAGGGGAGAGGAAACGGCAGCGAACACCUAAUUCACGAUUCCAGAAAGACUAUGUGGCCCUGCCAGGCCUCCGUACAACUGCCAAAAGCACAUGGGAGCAACGCAGCCACAAAGGGAAAUGAAGUGAUGCGGAAGGAUCAAUGAGAAUUUAAUGCACUGAGUUAACAGUGGAUGUAGAGGGGCGGUUGUGUGUGUGUGUGUGUGUGUGUGCGUGUGCGUGCGUGCGUGUGUGUGUGUGUGUGCGUGUGUGCGUGUGUAUAUGUGUGUGUGUGUGUGUAUGUAUGUGUGUGUAUGUAUGUAUCAAUCUACUUCCAUCUUAACUAUUGCCCAGACAACCUGCCUGUGAAUAGAUCAGAGGAAAUGACGUGAGGGAAUGGGUGAUUUGGGUCAGAUGGAGGUUACAACACUUACGCUUGUACAUUAUACAUCAGUGAUUGGUUGGCGGGUGGUGUGACAUGCUGGAGACGAAUUCUGAUUGGACACCUGGACUCUACAGAAUGGCUUAACAGAGGGCAUUGUUGCCUCACUUGCCUAGUGCUUUCACAUCCGUCAGGGAAAAAACAAACUGUGACUUAACAUUUGUCACAUCACCCUUUUUGAAAUAAACCACAACUUUUUUCCUUGUACAUGAAAAACUCAAAAGUGAGAUUUUUCUAAAUAGCUUGCCUACCGUAGGUUUUUUGGGGGUCUGUUUUAAUUUUGAGUAUUUAUGCACUUUGCUUGUAGUAUUUUCCUCAUGUCUUACUGUUUCUCCCCGCAUGUUAAACACUGUCUCUAAACUGCUUCUGCUGGGCCAAAUCCAAGCACACCACAAUGGCUUCCUCUCUGCACAUUUUUUAAUUAAUGCUGACAGAAAUAUGUUAAUUGUGUAAUUUGACAUUGAAAAAAAUGCAUCAGUAAAGAAAAAAAUUAUUGAAGACAUGCUAAUCACGCAACAUAAAAAGAUUCAGACAGGAAGUCAUUCCUGUGUGUUGGAUUCUGAGUCCUAUUAACGUGAAAUGCUACUGUUACUCUGUUGAAUGAAACACAUUGAUGACAUUAUUUAAAAUUUGUAUUUAUUUCCGGCUUGGUAUAGUUAAACUAUUGCUAACUGCUGUAAGGAAAACAAUAAAAAGUGCAUAUUUGUUUUUUUUUGUAAUUGAAUUGUCAUUAAUUUAUUGGCAAUUCCAGAUGCAGUGGAAUAGACUGCUACAGUAUGUGAUGGUGUACACUAGUUUGAAUCUUGAAUCCAUUGAAUUCGGGUAAUAUGUUUGAUGCUGAAAAUGAAUAUUGGAACAAUAAUUUGAACAAUAAUCCAUAUUUAAAUGGUUAUUUUAUUAAAAUAUACACUACAAUAUGAUGUUGUGAUUGCUAUGUUGAAGAAAAGUGAAAGGGAUGAUAACAUUGCCAGUGCUGGCUAUGAAUGAUU